AUGUUCUCGAAGAAAGGACGCAGCCAGCAAGGCUCCUCGUCGCUCGACCUGUCCUCCUUACAGUCCUACUCUCCAACGUGGUCGCCGCAUCUCCGUCUCGCAACGUGCAUCUCGAUCAAGUAUGCUGUGCACCGUCAUGUAGAGCGCGCGACCCAUCUGGCAAGCAAGUCGGGCCCCUUCGGUGCCUCCACAUCCUCCAUCUCGCAAGAGUGGUCCGAUUACGGCCAAAAGUUCCUCACGGCGACAUGUCAGCAUCUCGGCGUGCCGGAGAACUCGCUGCCCCCUCACCCGAUCAGCCUCGAGGAUGUGCUUUCAGCAGCCCAAGGUCGCCUGGAGCAUGCAGACACGCGCGACCCCAUCUGUCAGAACGAGCCGACCUACGAAUCCGGUUCGGAUCAUGCUCGCCGCUUCCCGAACCUCGACCUUCCCAUCAAGGGCGUGGACGAUGCCAAGAAGGGCGAACCUACAGAUGGACUCAACGCAGAAAAGGCAGCGCAAUCUUCCGCUGGUGGCGAUGAAGAGAAGCUCGGGGACCCCUCGGUUGCAUUCGGGGACUUGCAUCUCAGCACAUCGCCAUCACCCCAUUCUCCGCACUCUGAUGUCGGAAGUGAGGGCUUUCACUACGAUCAAGACGCCCAAGAGCUUCCCGACUUCUUCCACAGCAUGUCAGAUGCCACCUCUUCGCAGACCAUCAGUGCAGAACUCAGCCGCGAGAAGCGAGCGCGAAUUUUCUCGCAGGACACUUUGGCUUUGACGACACCAAAACGCAUGCAGGGCGCACUCGAUCGCGAUUCCGGCCAGGAGAUCGAAGUUGCGCACGAGCUGCUGUUGAUCGCGCUAGGCUUGGGCCAGUACCGCGCUCAGGACGGAUCAUCGACGCUGUUCGAACAAGACUUUCUCUUUGGCGAGACGCAGCUCGAUCUGCCGAAGACCGAGGCCCACAUCGAGCAGCCUGAACUCGCCCAUCCGCCACCGCCACUUCCUCGAAGACCAGGUCAGAGCGGGGAGGGUCCGCAAAAUGCGAACGCAACGUCAGCACCGGGCCGUGGGAGCGCAACAGACGAUGCGAUGAAAACCGUCACCGAUACUGGGCGCAUGCUUGGCGACGCAUCCAUGAGCGCCUUCACCUCGCUCAAAACAGGCACUCUCACGGGCUGGAGCAAGCUGUCGUCCGCCAGCAAGGAGCUCGUCGGCUCGCAAUCGCAGGCCAGCACCCCCUCUCCUUCAGCCAAGUCGACCAGCAAAGACGCCAAGCAGCCCGUCAAGCCGAAUGAGGUCUGCCACUACGAUGCCCGAGCGCGGUCGCUGAUCUUUGUCGCAGUCACAGCCAUGGGCAUUGCAGCGUGCCAGAUCUGGAUGGCCGAAAAGGUCAUGGCGCAGACCAUCUUUUUCAUUAUGAGCGAGGGCGAUCGGGCGUCGGCAUCCAAGAACGGCAAGGGGAUCGUCGAACAGCUGCCCGCUGGUGCUUCGCUCGAUGCACGGACAGGAUCCAUCACGCAAGCGUCUCAACGAUCGGAAUACAUGAACCAACACACGGGUUCGGUGGUCCAGCGCGAGCGUGAGAAGGUGACGUGGGGCAAGUGGGCUGCGAUGGGAGGCGGAUUCAUCGCUGGUGGACUGGUCAUCGGGCUGACUGGUGGUCUGGCAGCGCCGCUGAUCGCACCUGCCCUGGUCGGCCUGACGGGAGCCUCUUUCCUGGCCACCUCUGGCGGCAUCAUCAUGCUCGGAACGCUCUUCGGACUCGGCGGCGGUGGGCUCGCAGGUUACCGCGUCGAACGACGCCUCCGUGGUAUCGCCGACUUUUCCUUCGCGGAGCUUGCCAACGAAGCUCGCAGGGCUGGGGUGACAAUCCCCAGCCUGCACGCCACCAUUUGCUGCAGCGGUCUCCUGCUCGAGACCGACCAGCAAAUCGCGGCGUGGUCGCAAAUCUUUGAGGGUGCCAGGGACGGCCGCGAUGCCUUUGCCAUCGAGUGCGAGGCGGACAUGAUGAAGGAGGCUGGACAGGGCCUACGCUCCUACAUGCUGGAUAACCUCAUCCGCACCGGAGGCACUAAAGCAGCCGAGGAGGUUAUUAAGAAGACGGCACUUGCAGGCAUCGCCGCCAUCACGCUGCCGAUGAGCGUCUUCAACGCAGCGUCGGCGACACUCGACGGCGUGUUUGUACGGGCAAAGACAAAGGCGCACAAGGCCGGGCUGAUUCUCGCAGAGACACUACGCAACGAAGUCCAAGGUCAUCGCCCCGUCAUCCUCAUCGGAAUCUCCCUGGGAGCUGCGACCAUUCUUACCGCCCUCACCGAGCUCGCCAAGGAUCCGGAGAACACCUCGCACCUGGUGGACUCGGUCUUCCUCAUCUCGGCGCCGAUCACACCGUCGAACGCGACCCUGCGGAAAGUCAGAACGAUCGUGCAGCGACGCUUUGUCAACGUCUUUUCGUCCAAGGACAUGGUCUGCGGGAUCGCGGCCUGGCUAGGAUCGGGCGUAUCGGUGGAGGAACUGCGAGCGGGCAAGCUGCCGAGGGUCGCGGGGAGUCGUGCGAUCGACGACGUUCCAGGCCUGGAGAACAUCAACGUUUCCGACAUCAUCUCGAGCCACUUCGAGGUCAACGAUGCUGACAAGCUCGGUGCUAUCCUCGCUCGGUGCGGAGCGCUGGACGAUUGA
Molecule: messenger RNA, 2658 nt
Organism: Kalmanozyma brasiliensis GHG001
Lineage: Eukaryota; Fungi; Basidiomycota; Ustilaginomycetes; Ustilaginales
Product: Protein of unknown function DUF726
Exons: 1
Coding region: 1-2658 (885 amino acids)
Source: RefSeq, a predicted model, not a curated record